Recurvomyces mirabilis is the source of this 2250-nucleotide messenger RNA. RefSeq lists its product as uncharacterized. Bases 1 to 2250 code for a protein of 749 amino acids. Gene Ontology annotation, molecular function: transketolase activity. Lineage: Eukaryota; Fungi; Ascomycota; Dothideomycetes; Mycosphaerellales; Teratosphaeriaceae. Gene Ontology annotation, cellular component: nucleus; cytosol. The record is from RefSeq and is a predicted model, not a curated record. The transcript has 2 exons. Gene Ontology annotation, biological process: pentose-phosphate shunt.
AUGGCUCCUUCAGCGGUCCAGGUCAGCCAGGACGAUGUUGCUCGUUUGCCAUUGAAGCUUGAUGGCAAGAAUGGCACCAAGCAUGCGGAGGAUGUUCAAAUGAUGGAGUCGCAGGACAAGACACAAUUCGUGCUCGGUUGCUACAGAGUACUUAUUGCAGAUCUAUGUCAACAAUUCAAUAUGGGCCACCCUGGCUCUGCCAUGGGUAUGGCAGCAAUCGGUAUCGCGCUUUGGAAAUAUGUCAUGAAAUACUCUCCCAGCAACCCGGACUGGGUCAACAGGGAUCGAUUCGUGCUUUCCAACGGCCACGCAUGUCUUUUCCAGUAUUCGUUCCUACAUCUUGUGGGCUACCAGAACAUGACUUUCGAGCAAUUGGUCAGCUAUCAUUCCGAUCGAUGGGAUUCGUAUUGUCCUGGUCAUCCAGAGAUUGAGCACCCUGGUAUCGAGGUCACUACUGGACCACUUGGACAGGGUCUUGCGAAUGCUGUUGGUUUGGCUAUGGCGUCGAAGCAUAUUGGUGCGCAGUAUAACAAGCCUGGUUGUGAGGUCAUCAACAACAUGACCUGGUGUACGAUCGGCGAUGCUUGCUUGCAGGAGGGUGUGGGCAUGGAGGCGAUUCAGUUGGCUGGUCACUGGAGACUCAACAACCUCUGUGUGAUCUUCGACAACAACAACAUUACUUGCGACGGAUCGGCCGAUAUUGCCAUGUCCGACGACACAAACACAAAGAUGCGAGCAUGUGGCUGGGAUGUGCUGGAGGUCGAGGAUGGCAACUCGGAUGUUGCGAGCAUCGUCAAGGCACUCGUAGCCGCGCGAGCGAACAAGGAGAAGCCCACUUUCAUCAACAUCAAGACAACCAUUGGUGUGAGCAGCAAGAAGGCGAACACGGCUGGUGUGCACGGUGCCCCUCUCGGCAAGGAGGAUAUCGAAUACAUCAAGAAGGCCAAUGGCAUGGACGUGAACAAGCAUCUCGAUAUUCCACAAGAAGUGUACGACUUCUUCCGGGAAGCUGUACCGCGUGGUAAGGAGUUGGAAAAGGACUAUGCUCAUGUCACUGCGAAGUACAAUAAGGAGCAUGCCGAUCUUGCUGCGGAGUUCACCAAGAGAAUGAAGGGCGAGCUUGUUGGUGACUUUACGCAGUGCAUUCCCAGCAAGGACUCGCAGCCAUCCAAAGCCGAACCCUCUCGAAAGUCUGCUGGUAACGUUGGUGUGGCGCUCGCGGAGAACAUUCCAAACGUCAUGAUUGGCACCGCCGAUCUCUCGCCCUCCGUCAACUUGUCCUCGAAGAAGAAGGUCGACUUCCAAAGCCCGAACGUCAAGGUCUCCAGCGGUCCCAAUGGCGACUACACUGGUCGAUACAUCCACUGGGGUAUCCGCGAGCACGCUAUGGCUUCCGUCUCGAACGGUCUCGCUGCUUUCCAGAAGGGUGCGAUCUUGCCAGUCACAUCCAGCUUCUUCAUGUUCUACAUCUAUGCUGCACCCGGUGUUCGUAUGGGUGCUCUUCAAAGCCUGCAGGUCAUUCAUAUCGCUACCCACGACUCGAUCGGUACUGGUGAGGAUGGUCCUACACAUCAGCCUAUCGAGCUUGCCACUCUCUACCGCGCCAUGCCCAACUUCCUCUACAUCCGUCCAUGUGACGCUGAGGAAGUCGCUGGUGCUUGGACAGCAGCAGUCAGCGCCAAGGAUACGCCUUCCAUGAUCUCUGUCGCUCGUCAAGACGUCACUCAAUACCCAGGUCACUCCGACCGCAAUGGUGUGCUGAAGGGCGCAUACGUCUUCAUGGAGGAGCAAGACGCCGAUGUCACUCUCAUCGGUGUUGGUGCGGAAAUGAAAUUUGCUGUCGGCACCGCCAAACUUCUCAAGGAGAAGCACGGUAUCAAGGCCCGCGUCGUUUCGUUUCCAUCGUGGCGACUCUUUGAACAACAACCCAUCGAGUACAAGCGCAAGGUCCUGCAGUACCGCUCGAAGGCUCCUCGCGUCGUCAUCGAGGCCUACUCUGUCAAUGGCUGGGAGCGAUACGCCGACGCCGGAUACUCGAUGCACUCUUUCGGUCACUCACUGCCCAGGAACGACAUCUACCCUCGCUUCAACUUCGACGAUGAGAAGAUCGCCGCGAAGAUUGCGCCGUUGGUCGAUGAGGCGAAGCAGUAUGGCAUGGAGAACUUCCGUGGCGAGUUCCGGGAUCUUAACAUGGAUUACACGAGGGACGUGUUCCAUAGCCCGCAAGGUACCAUCCACGCACCUUCAUAG